Theobroma umbraticum is the source of this 1640-nucleotide messenger RNA. Its product is annotated as DNA primase, large subunit family. Gene Ontology annotation, cellular component: alpha DNA polymerase:primase complex. Gene Ontology annotation, biological process: DNA replication, synthesis of primer; DNA replication initiation. The record is from RefSeq and is a predicted model, not a curated record. NCBI's taxonomy places the organism in Eukaryota, Viridiplantae, Streptophyta, Magnoliopsida, Malvales, Malvaceae.
GCCCUACGGUUUAUUUUUGGGAAACAAAAAGGAUUUAUCCCAGAAAAAAAAAAAAAAGGAAAACGCCAUUUGUAAGAGGAGGAAAUAAACCCGAAGUAGGAAAAAUGCAAGUAGUUGGCUAUCACAGGAAAUCCAGUUCCAAUGACGUCGUCGUUUCCACCCUUCCUCUCUACCGAUCUGCCCCUCCACUCGAAGUCCGUCUUGAAGAUUUCGAGCUUUUUGCCAUGGAUCGACUCCGAGUUCUAAAAGGCAUCUCCGAUGGAUUAUCCCGUGGAAAAAAACCUGAAGAAAUGGAAAAAUUGGUAAUGGAUCUCUGGAAAGCAAGUAUGAGACAUCCGCAGGCAACUGAGGAUGUAAACAAGGAUAACAUAUCACACUUUGUCCUUCGUCUUGUGUAUUGUAGAACCGAGGAGCUAAGGAAAUGGUUUUUGUCCAUGGAGACUGCACUCUUUCGCUACCGUUUUCAUGUUGAAAGCUCUCAGGCACAGAGGGCAUUGAUGUCUGAGUUUAACCUUCCAUACAAGGCAGUCAGCAAUGCAGAAUUUGAGAGUGUAGAGGAUAAAUUACGCCAAGUCGCUCGGUCUAUGGGUCAGACUUUACCUAUUGCUGAUGCGAUAUUCUACAAGGUGCCAUUUGAAGAAGUUCCAGAGCUUGUAGCUGGUCAUCGAGUGUUCAUACAUAAAGGGCAUGCGUAUGUUGCUAUGAAUCAGGUGGUUUCUCUUGUUGUGACUCAAUUUCGAAGUCAUCUAUCGAAGGCACUCAUUUUAACAAACAGAAAAUGGACAUUUACCAUCAGAGAGCAAGAGAAGGAUCGCCUGACUCCAAUUGUGGAAGCCCUAUGCACAAGCUAUCUGGGGCCUGACUAUUCUCAGCCAAAAGAUUUUGCAGAGAUAUCUAUUAAGGACAUUGAUCAAAUUGCGAAGACUUCAUUUCCUCUCUGUAUGCGACACCUAUUUGAAAAGGUUAGAGAGGAUCAUCAUUUAAAGCAUGGAGGAAGGAUGCAAUUAGGUCUUUUCUUGAAGGGUGUUGGGCUGAAGGUUGAUGAUGCACUAGCAUUUUGGAAAGCUGAGUUUGCACAAAAGGUUGGUGCAGAGAGGUUUGACAAAGAAUAUGCAUACAACAUACGCCAUAAUUAUGGAAGAGAAGGGAAGAGAACAGAUUAUACACCUUAUUCCUGUCAGAAAGUUAUCUUGUCAACGCCUGGUGUUGGAGACCAUCAUGGCUGCCCCUAUAGGCAUUUCAGUGAGGAGAAUCUAAGGGCCGCACUUGCAAGAAUGGGAGUUGGCAGCCGCAUAGUGGAGGAUGUAAUAGACAAAGCACGCAAUAGGCAUUAUCAGUUGGCGUGUACGUUAACGUUUGAAGCUGGUCAUGGCUCAUCAUGCGAUGCGGGUGUCAAUCAUCCCAACCAAUAUUUCAUUGAGAGCCAAAAGAUCCUGCAAUCAAAGAAUGGUUCUGUGGCAUAACAAAUGUGUUAACCAGGCAGACAAGGAUAUCCACUAUUUUACCUUCGACUUUUUUUGUUUUUUGUAAUAUUAUGUAAUUAUUCCCUUUCCCUAUCUAAUAACCGUUUUAAUUCUGUUUUCGUUCAACACAGUUGGUGUUCAGCUCAGUUUAUCAAAGUAAGAAAGGCGUUUGUUUGG